Molecule: messenger RNA, 4032 nt
Organism: Schistocerca americana (American grasshopper)
Lineage: Eukaryota; Metazoa; Arthropoda; Insecta; Orthoptera; Acrididae
Exons: 9
Coding region: 2-2845 (947 amino acids)
Source: RefSeq, a predicted model, not a curated record
CAUGCCGCACGCGGCGAGUCUCUGCCGCCCGGCGUUGCUGCCGCUGCUGCUGCUACAGCUCGCGUUGUCCGUCGCUCUCGCAGUCGCAGAUACCGCAGAGGUGCCAAGCCUGGGAGACGGCCAGGAGCAGCGCCAACGCGAGUUCACUGAUCACCAAGGAAGAAAUCAGCAGGAAUUUGCUUUAGAGGGAGAGUUGCUGGGGCUGAAAAGCUAUGUUGCAACGAAACAGCCUCCAGUUUCAGACGGCAGUGUUCGUAGUGUAUCCGAAGAGCCACAUAAUGCACCUACGUGGGGAACAAAUAAAGACGUAACGAGCUCUGAAGUUGGCUCCAAUACGGCAGGUGUUCGGAAAGCCAGCAAAACUACAAACACUGGUAUUGACGAUCAACUGACGCCGCCUCCAGUAAAUCUCCCCAUAGGCAAUUCCAGUCUGAUGGCUACUAAUAUGACAGCGAUAAAAGGUGAAAGCUAUCUAAGCACAGCAAAACCAAGGAACCGAGUGGAAUCAGAAGCCAUGAAUGGCAGAGAGUAUUCUGGUGGACUUGCAAAAGUGACGAUUCAACAGGAAUGUUUGGAACGCAACGAGAAGUGCAUAACCCAUCGACCACAAGCUGGUAACGCCAGAGACAGCACAACCAGCUCUGCAGCCGACAAACAAAAGCGCGCGUUGUUGUCCCGUCCCAAAGCCGAAGACAUUUCAGGUCCAGGAAGUGAGUCGUCGCAGAAGAGCACCGAACUGGAUGGUACUGACAGGAGCUAUGAGGUAGAGGAUGACAGCCAGGAAUUCCAGGAAACAGCUAGCGACGAAGACGAUGAUAAUGACAAUGAGGAUGAGGAGAACACAGCUGUCAGCGAAAAACCAGAGGAUGACGAAGAAGGAGAGUAUGACGACGAUUAUGACGGAGAGAGGAACGACAUGAAUUCAGAUGGAGAACUUGAGCUUCCAAACGACGGAACUCCAGAUGAGGAUGACGCAGACGAGGUGGCCGAUAAUGCGGAACUCAACAAGGUGGCGGAGGAUUUACUGGAACUAAUGGUCCAUAUCGCAGAGAAUCCGACGCGUUGGCAAAGGCUGGCAUCAAAUCUGAAACAGGACGGAGAUCAGAAUGAUGGCUUUCGCUCGCUGACGAAACGCAGGAGUUUGGAAAGGCUGAAGCACAGACAUCAGCAGAGGGAAUUCGACUGGAGUAAGCUGAACGAGUACAGGGAGACGUCGGGGCCCCAGCCACCUGACACCAAAGAGAGGAAGAACAGGUUGCGGCAGCUGAUGAAGGCUGGCGUCCUGCCCGAAGACGACCACAUUCUUAGGCCUCUGGGCAAGAACAGGUCUGGCAAAGGAGGAAACGGGACGAGAAACAGAAACAAGACCAAGACCAGACAGAGGGGGAGGGGCAGGAAUAGGCCCAGCCGCAGGAAACUGUCUAGGAAGGGUGGCGCAAAUCACGGGAGGCAGAACAGUACGGUUUCUGACAGAACGACCACUGUAGUCACUGACGCUCCAUCAGAUGUGGAGGUUACCAACACGACGAGAAAGACUCUCCAUCCGAUGCACGACAAAGAGUUCUUAGAAUACGCGCGACAAGUGGCGUCGAGGUACCAGACGCCGCUAACGGAUGACGUCAUCAGAGAAAAGGUGAUGCAGGGCUGGAAAGGGACGCCCGCUCCAGAGAAGGAGAAGCCGACUUACGGCGGGAAGAACUUGGGCCAGUACGACCCAGAAGCGGUCAUCUCUAGGUACAAAUACGUCCUGACCGACGAGGCCAUCAGGGAGAAAAUCAUGCAAGGCCCGAGAGGACCUUCCUCUGCAACGCGUGAGCGUCAAAGGCCUCCACUGCCACCGCCGCGCAACAUAACUGUACCGCCGUACCGCGAACCGUUCUCUUUCGCGACGGGUGAGUGGUCGGGUUGGAAGAACUCGAGCCACCAACGGCCCCAACAGCAGCAACAGCGGGAGAGGACUGGUGCGGAACGAAUCAUGGCGGGGAGAAACGACAGCGGAAUGGUUAACGUGUCCACGCGUGGAGGCGUCCAGUACGAGACAGGCGGGAGGUCAUUCCCGCUAGGUGCAGGAAUGCAGUUGAAGCACGACCGUUAUUCUACCAGAGACGAAAUAUGGCAGAAUUUCUUCGACAGGGCACUGAACAACACGCACGUGGACAGGGGGUGGGAGAAUGAGCAGGGGGUGCAGCCGAAGCAGGCGGUAACUGCUGCCGGCGGCGGCGGGGGCGUGGACGACAACAACCUGCCGGUGGGGCCCGCGCCGCAGCCGACGCCGCGUCGCCUGCCGCACUUCACGUACCACCGCGUGACGUCACAGCCGGCGCCGCGCUCCCGACACCGCGACGCCUACGUGGCCGUGUCGGUGGCGGCGCCGCCGGAAGGACACCGCCAGCGCCACAAGGGGGCGGGAUCGCCGCUGCCGGGGGCGGAACAAGGCGCUGCCCCCGCCCCCGGCACCGCCACCGCCGCGACGCCGACCGUUGCUGCAAGCCCGCCGGCCACCACUCCGGCGCCUAUUGACAUGGAGGCGCUCCGGAGGGUGCUGCACAUGCGCGACCCGCUGGAGGAAGAACUGGUGGAGGCGGCGGUAGCUGCCCGCCAGCUGUCGAGGUGGCCGACGGGCGGGGGCGGCGGAGGCGGCGGAGGUGGAGACAGCGGCAACGCAGGGAUGCAGAGCGGCUUCUGGCAACACCUUGGGGACGUGCUCAAGCUGCAGGAGGAGACAAAAACCCUGGCGCCUCUGGAAGCUAAGCUGCACUCCGCGCGAGAAGCCGAUCAGGAUCGGGUGCGGAAGAUCCUCGCAGGUGACGUCAGCGCUGCGGACGGGGCCGUGAGGGGCAUGUGACGUGGCUGGGCCAACGCCUGAUCACAAAGACACCUGCCGGCUGGACGGCUGCCUGCUGUUCCCACGUGUAGCACCCUAUCUAUGUGUGUCUGUGCUCGAUGUUCCCUCCCCAUCACAGUCUAAUUGCUGAUGUCGCAGAACCCUUCGGUGUAUUCCCAUGUGUGUUAAACCCAUGUUACAUUCCCAGGAUACUGUUUGACUGAAAAAUAAGUAUACAUAUUCCUCGCGUCGAGAUCAGGAACAAGCUGGUAAACGAGUACAAGUCAGGAUGGAGAAGGUCUUAAUAUAUCUUACGUCUAGUUUACAACCGUGGGAAAAGAAAUCCAGAAGUUAUGAUUGCUGAUAUGAAUUACUGAAAUAUUUUAUGCUAGUAGCUACAUUACCCAUUCAAUUGUUGGACGGAUUUUUCGCAUGACCAAUGAAAAGCACACAUACUGAACCGACAAGUACGUUUCCUCUCUCACAUUUACAAAUCCACAAAAGCAAUGCAGUAUCGUUUUAUAUCCUUUUUGACAGACGAAAUUAUGCCCAGAAAAGACAGGGAAUUGACAGACGAAAUUAUGCCCAGAAAAGAGAGGGAAAAAUUGAAAGUGAUAUCUUAAAUAAGUUACCAUAAACAAAAUCCAAGGUAUAAAAUAAUCACUGAAUGAGUAACGCUGUCUUUGUGAGCUAAGAGGUACGGAAGUGGAGACGAGACACAGUCAACAGAAAAGCGAGGAAUUCUUUACCAUUUACUGGCAGUUUUCGGUGCAGUACUCUACGUUAAACAUGGCUGCUUGCACGAAAAAGUAACAUCACAUCAUCCUUUUCUGAAAGUGUUAUAAUAUUCAUCAUAAUUUCCAUCAUAAGCAGUAUACUUCAUAUGGUCUUGAUAUGCCCAUUUGUUUGCAACUGUUCAUGAGAUAACUGUAAUAAAUGUAACAGCAAACUACAAGGAAAUGGAAACAGUUUAGAGAAAUUGUAGAUUUUGUACAUUUAUUUUAUUAUACCAAAGACUAGAUAAUAUGAAAUAAAGUAUAUGCCAACAUACUAUAAUAUUUGUAUACAUGAAAUCUCAUCAAAUAUUUUCUCUGAAGAGUCAAGCCCACCGUUCUUCGCAGAAUAUUUUGAUGGGGUUUUGAUGAUAGUGUGUAUCGUUACAAAGUGGGGAAAAAUAUAUAUAUAUAUUUUAGCAGAGUUUGGUAUAA